UAAAAUUAUUUUCUAUGAUUUUAUUUUUUGAUUAGAGUCGAAGUCAGGAUUCAGCGACGAUUUAGCGACUUGAAAUAUGAAGUUGACAACAUAAAACAAAUAAGCAUUCUGCUCCGUGGACGGGUUUUGAUUGCAAUCAAGGUCUGAUGGCGUUAAGCUGCAGAGGUGUAUUUAUUGUUGGAGCAAAGAGAACGCCUUUUUGUAGUUAUGGAGGACCUUACAGAGAUUUACCAGCCUCACAUAUUUUCGCUGAAGCGGCAAAAGAUGCAAUACAUUCUGCCAAUUUAAAAGCGGAGACAAUUGAUAAUACAGUAGUCGGGAAUGUUAACUUUCUUAGUCAAUGCGAUGGCGGAAAGACUCCCAGGUACUGUGGAACUUAUUCGGGAGUUUCAUUAGACAGACCAGCGUUAGGAGUCAGCAAGGCUUGUGGUUCGGGAUUACAGUCAAUUAUCACUGGUAGUAUAGAUAUUUUAACAGGUUCAUCCAAGAUAAGUUUGGUGGGUGGCACUGAACUUAUGUCAUCUCUGCCAAUGUUGGUCCGCAAUGUAAGGUUUGGGACCACGCUCGGCGUCAAAUAUCAAAUGGAAGAUCAUAUUAAGAAACAAAUAAUCGACAGCUACUGUGGUCUAAGUAUGGAGCACAUAGCUGAGGUAGUAACAAAGAAAUAUAAAUUAUCAAGAGACGAAGUGGAUCAGUACGCAUUGCAGAGCCAUUUAAAGUGGAAAUUUGCUCAUGAAUCAAAAGGGUUUAAAGAUGAAAUCACACCGAUAAAUGUAAAGACGAAAAAAGAAAUCGUAAUAAACACGGAUCAAAUACCUCGAAUUGAGUUAACCGCGCAAGACUUGUUAGUUCUGCCGCCAAUUGUAGACGACGGAUUUAUAGUUACAACUGGCAACUCUGCGGUACCUGCUGAUGGUGCUGCAGCAUUGGUAUUAUCCGAUCAAGAAUCCGUAAGCCAUCAUCAACUGACACCAUUAGCGAGGAUAACAGGUUGGGCGUGCGUUGGCGUGGAUCCUGCUCAAGCAUGUUUAGGCGCCAUUCCUGCCAUUCAGAAGUUACUUGCCGUCACAAAUAAGAAGAUACACGAAGUUGAAAUAUUUGAGAUAAAUGAGACCACAGCGAUACACGCAUUAGCUACAAUCAAAGAAUUGAAAAUAGACCCGAGUAGGGUCAAUGUGAGCGGCGGGGCUUUGGCGCUGGGACAUCCUGUUGCUGCUACCGGCGCCAGGAUGGCCACACACUUGGUGCACCAGAUACGGAAAGGGAAUUGUAAGACAGCAGUGGCUGCCUCCAGCUGCGGUGGUGGACAAGGAAUUGCUCUUAUGUUGGAAGCAGUUUAAUCUAUUUU
Molecule: messenger RNA, 1348 nt
Organism: Papilio machaon (common yellow swallowtail)
Lineage: Eukaryota; Metazoa; Arthropoda; Insecta; Lepidoptera; Papilionidae
Product: 3-ketoacyl-CoA thiolase, mitochondrial-like
Exons: 9
Coding region: 147-1340 (397 amino acids)
Biological process (GO): fatty acid beta-oxidation
Molecular function (GO): acetyl-CoA C-acetyltransferase activity
Source: RefSeq, a predicted model, not a curated record